UAAGCAUACAUUUGCAUACAUCGAUGAUAUGCAGAUAUGAUUGGUCAAUGGUCGUUGGCCACGGGUCAGUAAUCUGAUGACAUUGGACUUGAGCGCGACGCUAAAAUGUUAUUUUUUGUCUGUGUUUUGCUUGUGGAACUCAUUACGGCAGAUGCUGCUUGCCCCACUAUAGUUUCCAAGAAGGAUUGGGGCGGUCUGAAGCCAAAACAUGUCAAGUAUCUACCAAGGCCCGUGGACCUCGUCAUAAUACAACACACUGCUACUCCGUUCUCGUCCACAGAUGCCACAUGUGCUGAAGCCGUACGAAGUAUUCAGGAUUAUCAUGUUGAUACACUUGGCUAUUGGGAUAUAGGAAUGAACUUUUUAGUCUGUGGAAACGGUAAGAUAUACGAAGGCUGUGGGUGGUUGCACGUGGGGGCCCAUACCUACGGCUACAACAGUAAAUCAAUUGCGGUCUCCUUUAUCGGAAAUUAUAACAACGAUGAACCGACACGCGCCCAAAUAGACGCUGCGAAAAGCUUAUUAGAAUGUGGUGUGGGUUCUGGACAUUUGAAGUCGGAUUAUAAAGUAGUUGGACAUAAGCAGCUGGUUGCUAUAGAGAGUCCAGGCAGGAAACUGUACCAGGAGAUCAGAAACUGGCCGGAAUGGUUGGAAGAUGUAUCGUCCAUUAAAAACUGAUGUUAUCGUGUAAAAAAAGUCUUCCUAUUAUUAAAAUUACUUCAAAAUUACAAUAA
Molecule: messenger RNA, 734 nt
Organism: Leptidea sinapis
Lineage: Eukaryota; Metazoa; Arthropoda; Insecta; Lepidoptera; Pieridae
Gene: PGRP-S1
Product: peptidoglycan recognition protein-like
Exons: 4
Coding region: 106-678 (190 amino acids)
Biological process (GO): peptidoglycan catabolic process; innate immune response
Molecular function (GO): zinc ion binding; peptidoglycan binding; N-acetylmuramoyl-L-alanine amidase activity
Source: RefSeq, a predicted model, not a curated record